This is a messenger RNA of Megalobrama amblycephala (Wuchang bream), 1778 nucleotides long. It is a transcript of the gene phyh, whose product is annotated as phytanoyl-CoA 2-hydroxylase. Gene Ontology annotation, biological process: fatty acid alpha-oxidation. NCBI's taxonomy places the organism in Eukaryota, Metazoa, Chordata, Actinopteri, Cypriniformes, Xenocyprididae. The record is from RefSeq and is a predicted model, not a curated record. Bases 56 to 1063 code for a protein of 335 amino acids. Gene Ontology annotation, molecular function: phytanoyl-CoA dioxygenase activity. The transcript is spliced from 9 exons.
AGUCAAACGCACUGCACAGUUCAGUUCACCUCGUCGACUCGGUAGUGGAUUAAAGAUGUCCCGGGCCGCAGACAGAUUAAAAGUGGUUUUGAAUCAUCUGGAUCGACCCCACGGUGCUGUGCGAGCAUCCUUCACUUCUGCUCAGAAUGUGUCCUAUCAUCAUCAUCCUCAAGCCUUUCAAUACACAUUUGACACGGAUGUCCUGACUCCAGAACAGAGAAUCGCCUAUGAAAAGGAUGGUUUCAUACUCAUCCGAAACUUGGUAUCGGACGAGGAUAUUGACAAAUUCAGGAAAGAGUUUGAGCGCAUCUGUAAAAGAGAGGUGAAGGUGCCUGGCUUGGUGGUAAUGAGAGAUGUAUCCAUUUCUAAAUCCGAGUUUGUUGAAGGUGAGAAGGCUGUGACCAAACUUCAGGACUUCCAGGAAGAUCCAGAACUUUUCCGCUACUGCGCUUUGCCCCAGAUCCUGAAGUAUGUGGAGUGUUUCACCGGACCCAACAUCAUGGCCAUGCACACCAUGCUCAUCAACAAACCACCUGACACAGGUAAGAAGACCUCUCGCCAUCCCAUGCACCAGGAUCUACACUACUUCCCCUUCCGACCUGCAGAUCGCAUUGUGUGUUCAUGGACCGCCAUGGAGAAAGUGCACCGGCAAAACGGCUGCCUGGUUGUCCUGCCCGGCUCACACCAUGGCACUCUGCAGGAACAUGACUACCCAGAAUGGGAGGGUGGAAUAAAUAAGAUGUACCACGGGGUGCGUAACUACGAUCCAGACCACCCCAGAGUGCAUUUAGAGAUGGAGAAAGGAGAUACAGUGUUUUUCCAUCCUUUGCUGAUCCACGGCUCAGGAAUGAACCAAACCAAGGGAUUUCGAAAGGCCAUUUCCUGUCACUACGCCAGCUCUGACUGCUAUUACAUUGAUGUGAAAGGAACAACUCAGGAGAACAUCAGCAAUGAAGUGAAGGAACUUGCAGCCAAGAAGUAUGGAGUUGAUGAUACAAUCUCCUUUCAGGACACUUGGGCUUUGCGGGGGCGUCUGGUCCAAGGGCAAAGAACAUCAAUGUGACUUGCCAGAUCUGUCUGACUUAGAGAGAGGACGGCUUCACAACUGGAUUAAUUAACAGCACACCGCUGUUUGUUAAUUUGACAAUUUCCUUAAAACUGAUAAUAAUGCUUUAAGUACAGCUUUCACCAUCAGGUGGCACUGUAGGGAGUAAAUCACAAAUCACACACACUGAAUUGCCAUCUGUGCCUGGGACGAUCGGUCCUGAUACCAAUCGAAUAAUAAUGAAAGCCAGACAUUGUAAUAUUAGCAUCAAAGGAUCUUGGUGUGGCUUUUUCUUUAAGCAAUGUAAGAACAUUGGGAAUUCAUUGUCUUGGAUUAAUACGUCAGCUGUUUGUGAGUGUGUUUCCUGCAAAUAAUUAUUAGUGAGGUUGUUGCUUAUUAGUAGUACUGUGAUCAGAAUUUGAGUUCACAGCAGGGAAGGUAUAAUUGAGUACAGCAGCUCACCUUCAUCUGCCUUCAUUUGAAAUAUCUAAGAUCCAGCUUUUUGCUGAUGGAAAUCGGAGACAAAGCAAAUAAUUUUACUAUUAAUUCUGAAAUAUUAAAGGGAUUAAUACGUUUGAUCAACAUUAGAUCAGGUCUAAACAUACCUAGAAAACUUUAACACUACAGUAAUAGUAACUUUUCCUUGAUAAUAACAUAUUUUAGACUAGUGAUCUGAGAAAAAGCUUCUACCAUAUAAUUGUUUAAUUUAAAUAAAAUGAAUGUUUAUUUUUAA